Molecule: messenger RNA, 2513 nt
Organism: Megalops cyprinoides (Indo-Pacific tarpon)
Lineage: Eukaryota; Metazoa; Chordata; Actinopteri; Elopiformes; Megalopidae
Gene: mcoln1a
Product: mucolipin 1a
Exons: 14
Coding region: 191-1939 (582 amino acids)
Cellular component (GO): plasma membrane; lysosomal membrane
Molecular function (GO): NAADP-sensitive calcium-release channel activity
Source: RefSeq, a predicted model, not a curated record
ACUACGCUACUGUGGUUGUCACUUCUCCUGCGCGGUGUCUCGUUAGCAAGCUAAUGGACUUCAUAGGGCAAUGUUAAGUUACGUUACCUCGCAGAGAGUCGAUAUCAGAUCACCGAUUUUAUUAUUUUAUUUGUGGUGUAUCGUGUACACUUUUAUUUUGAUAGCUAAUUUAUGUAUUUAAGACGUCGACAUGGCUUCUUCGGGAUAUAAUAACUGCAACCACAGCGGCUCAGUCUCAGAGAAGGACAAGUUGUUGACAUCCGUUGCACACUAUGGCUCCAAUGAUCUCAGCGAUGAGCUCGGGACCCCCCGGCCGACCCCGCCCCCAGGCUGGGUGGGGAUGGAGCAGGAAGAGGAGGAGUUGCGACUGAAGCUGAAGUACUUCUUCAUGAGCCCCUGCGACAAGUUCCACGCCAAGGGACGCAAGCCCUUCAAACUGGGGCUCCAGAUACUGAAGAUCAUCAUCGUUACUGUGCAGCUGGUACUGUUUGGACUCAGUAACCAAAUGGUGGUCACGUUCAAGGAGGAGAACACUGUUUGUUUUAAGCACCUCUUCCUCAAAGACUAUGACGAGGGCUCCGAUGACACGUUUGCUGUCUACACGCAGAGUGAUGUCUACAGCCACAUCCACUACGCCAUAGACCAGUACUUGGCAUUGCCAGAGACCACAGUGGGACGCUAUGCGUACGUCUUUGGAGUUGGAGUGAAUGGGAGUGCCCUCUCCCUGUGUCAGCAGUACUAUAAGAAGGGCCGCAUCGACCCAGCCAACGACACCUUCAACAUUGACCCACAUGUUGUCACAGACUGUAUUGGUGUGAAUCCCCUGGCCGUCCAUCCGUCAUCCUUGUCGGGGGACUACAAGAACUUCACCCUAAAGUUCCACAAGCUUAUUAAUGUGACCAUCCAGUUCCAGCUAAAGGCCAUUAACAUCCAGACCAUAAUAAACAAUGAGAUCCCCGAUUGCUACACCUUCAUCAUCACGAUUGUCCUGGAUAACAAGGCUCACAGCGGUAAAGUAAAGAUCAGCCUGGACAACCAGGCCUCGAUCAAGGAGUGCAAAGACCCCAGUGUGUCUGGACACGCGGAGAACUACGCGCGGCUGACGUUCGACUCGAUGGUGGUAGUGGUGUGUGUGCUUUCCCUGCUCCUGUGUGGCCGCUCCAUCCUCAGGGGAGUCCUCCUGCAGAGAGAGUUUGUCCAGUUCUUCAAGAACAACCUGGGCCGCAGCGUGUGCUGGAGCGACAGGAUGGAGUUCAUCAACGGCUGGUACAUCCUGCUCAUCAUCAGCGAUAUGUUCACCAUCACCGGCAGCUUCAUCAAGAUCGGCAUCGAGUCCAAGAACUCGUCCUCCUAUGAUGUGUGUGGCAUUCUCCUGGGCACCUCCACCCUCCUGGUGUGGGUUGGAGUCAUACGCUACCUCAGCUUUUUCCAGAAGUACAACAUCCUGAUCGUGACCCUCCGUGCCGCAUUCCCCAACGUGAUCCGCUUCUGUUGCUGUGUGGCGGUCAUUUAUCUGGGGUACUGCUUCUGCGGCUGGAUCGUGCUGGGCCCCUACCACGUUAAGUUCCGCUCCCUGUCCAUGGUGUCGGAGUGCCUGUUCUCCCUCAUCAACGGCGACGACAUGUUCGUGACCUUCGCGGAGAUGCAGGACAGCAGCACGCUGGUGUGGGUCUUCAGCCAGGUCUACCUCUACACCUUCAUCUCCCUCUUCAUCUACAUGGUGCUGUCUCUGUUCAUCGCGCUCAUCACCGGCGCCUACGAGGCCAUCAAGCAACAAACCCAGGAGCCGCUACACAUCACAGACUUGCACGCCUUCAUCGCCGAGUGCACCGACACGCCCAGUUCUGGAAAGUUCCGUGGCUUGGAGACCUCGCCCUGCUCGUUCUUCUGCUGCUGUGACAGAACCACAACAUACGAAGAUGUCUUGCUGGUGAACUGACCAUGCAUGUGGAGCUGGUGCCCUCUACUGGUCAUAGCACAAUACUGCAUCCUGAUUCAUGUUGGUACCACAAGCUAUGGUAUAGUUGCACAGACACACACGCACGUACAUAUUCCCUCAUCCUUAAAACUUGACUGAUAUGAUGUGGGUGCUGAGUGACUGGACGGUAAUUUCACUGAAGUUGGGUUCCUUUGAUGUGGAAUCAGAGUUGUAGAGUGGCCUUACGUAGUGUCAUAGAAUCCUCGUACCCUCACAUGCUACCCGUUGCUCUCAGUGUCACAGAGAUAACAGUAUUUUUCAGAACAAAAGUCGAGUCUAGGAAGUGCCAAAGGCCAAAAGAACAGCAAGGGAUGAACAACAGAGUAUAUGUAAAGCAUCUGGGGUGAAGUGAGAUGUAACAGGCUGGUGGGCUAAGGAUUAGAUUUUUUUAAAUUAGCAUUUUUAAUUAGUUUUUUAAUUUUCUUUUUGUAUGGGUCUGAUACAAAGAGCCGUUCUUAAUGUCUACUAUUUACAGCAUACAGUAAAACAGAAAACUCUGUCCCCUACCAUAGGAAAGUUUCUUUUUUUUCCUUAG